ACAACUUUGUUCUCUUUUCUUGUCUUCUCUCUCUACUCUUUCACUUCACCAUUUUGUGAAUAGUGUUUCCUUUUAAUUUGUUUAUUCUUCUUUGUCGGUGAGAGGAACAACCAAACAACAAAUGUACAAACUCUCACUCACCAAUGUUCCUGUUUUUCAUUUUUACAAUCUUGGUCUUUUUGUUUCAAUCUCAUUUUCAUCAUAGAAUUUAGACACAUAUUGAUCUUUUUCACAAAUGGGGUUGUGAGUUUUCUUGAAAAGUUUCAACCUUGAUCAUCAUUUUCACAAAAAAGUUAAGUUAGCCAUGGUAGUUUUUCAAAUUGAAGUUUUCAUCUUUUUGUUAUUUUUCUUUAUGAUUUCAAUGUCUUAUGGUGAAACCAACCCAAAUGAUCUCAAAAUUCUGAAUGAUUUCAAAAAAGGGUUGAAGAAUUCAGAGCUUCUGAAAUGGCCUGAAAAUGGUAAUGAUCCAUGUGGUUCACCUUCAUGGAAUUAUGUGUUCUGUUCUAAGGGUAGAGUUACUCAGAUUCAAGCUAAAAAUCUUGGUCUUAAAGGUUCAUUGCCUUCAAAUUUUAACCAGCUUUCAGAGCUUCAGAAUUUAGGUCUUCAAAGAAAUAAUCUUAGUGGAAUGUUACCUAGUUUUAGUGGAUUAUCCAAUUUGCAAUAUGCUUUUUUGGAUUACAAUGAAUUUGAUGCAAUCCCUGUUGAUUUCUUCAAUGGACUUGAUAAUAUUCAGGUUUUGUCUUUGGAAGAAAACCCUUUGAAUGCUACUAAUGGUUGGUUAUUUCCAUUGGACUUGAAAAAUUCAGCUCAAUUAACAAAUCUUUCUUUGGUGAAUUGUAAUUUGGUUGGUCCAUUACCUGAGUUUCUAGGCACAUUGUCUUCUUUGUCAAAUUUGAGGCUUUCAGGUAACAGACUUUCGGGUGAAAUUCCGGUUAGUUUCGGUCAAUCUUCGAUUCAGGUUCUGUGGUUGAAUGAUCAACAAGGUGCUGGAAUGACAGGUUCUAUUGAUGUUAUUGCUUCAAUGACAUAUUUGAGACAGGUUUGGUUACAUGGAAACAAGUUCAGCGGAACAAUUCCAUCGAAUAUUGGAAAUUUGACUGCACUGCAAGAGCUUAACCUCAAUGGUAAUAAACUUGUAGGUUUGAUUCCAUAUUCAUUGGCAAAUAUGGAUCUUAAGUUACUUGUGUUAAAUAAUAAUAUGUUUAUGGGUCCAAUACCAAAGUUUAAGGCUGCAAAAGUAUCUUAUGAUUCUAAUUCCUUUUGUCAAACUAAACCUGGUCUUGAUUGUGCUUCUAAUGUUAAUGUUCUAUUGGAUUUUCUUCGUAAUCUGAAUUAUCCAUCAUUUCUUGUUACUCAAUGGGUUGGUAAUGAUCCUUGUGGAGAACCAUGGUUUGGGUUGAGCUGCGGUAACUCGAAGGUAUCUAGAAUCAAUUUGCCCGGACGAAAGCUUAAUGGUACAUUGAGUCCUUCACUUGCUAUGUUAGAUUCAUUACUUACAAUUAGGCUUGCAGGAAACAAUAUAAGUGGUAAAGUUCCUAGUAAUUUUACGGAAUUGAAAUCAUUGAGUUUGUUGGAUUUGAGUGAUAACAAUUUGGAACCUCCAUUGCCGAAUUUUCGUGAUGGUGUGAAGGUUAUUAUUGAUGGUAACCCUCUUUUUGAUAACCAAACUCGAAGAAGUCCGGUUCCUGUUAAAAGUCCAUCACCUGUAAGUGAACCACCUUCACCACACAACGUGCGGCCAUAUCUGACGCCACCGCCAUCGCCAUCACCAUCUGUCGUUAUUCCACCUUCCCCUAGGCAAAGUUCAAGCUCCAAUCAGUCUAGGAAUGGCGAAUCAAAUACUCAACAGAGUAACUCGAAUAAAUUCAAAACAGUAGCAAUCGUGGCUGGAGCUGCAGUUUUUGCAUUUGUAGCUGCAUUGGUUAUUUAUCUCUUUAUAUGCUGUUGUGCGAAGAAGAAGAAUAAAAAACACUCAUUGGAUGGUUCUAGCUCUAUCGUGGCUCAAAGUCAAGAUGGAUCCGAUCCAAAAGUGAUGGUUAAAUUAGCAGUGUCGGAUAGCACCAACGGGAGCUUAUCGACAAAGACAGGAAUAAGCUCUCUGACUAACAAUAGUGGUGAAACCGAAAGCUAUCAUGUAUUUGAAUCCGGUAACCUAGUUAUCUCAGUACAAGUUCUGCGCAGGGUCACCAACAAUUUCGCUUCGGAAAAUGAGUUGGGCCGUGGUGGAUUUGGAACGGUUUACAAAGGUGAACUUGAGGAUGGAACAAAAAUAGCAGUGAAAAGAAUGGAAUGUGGAGCUAUUGGAAGCAAAGGAAUCGACGAGUUUCAAGCGGAAAUAGCCGUUCUUUCGAAGGUUCGGCACCGACAUUUGGUAUCCUUGUUAGGCUAUUCUAUUGAAGGAAAUGAGAGGCUUUUGGUUUAUGAAUACAUGCCUCUUGGUGCUCUAAGUAGACAUCUUUUCCAUUGGAAAAGCUUGAAUUUGGUCCCUUUGUCUUGGUCACAGAGGCUUGCAAUAGCCCUUGAUGUUGCUAGAGGAAUAGAAUACCUUCACACUCUUGCACGACAGACGUUCAUCCAUCGAGACCUCAAGUCUUCUAAUAUUUUACUUGGAGAUGAUACUCGAGCUAAAGUUGCUGAUUUUGGUUUGGUGAAACUUGCACCGGAUGGUGAAAAGUCUAUGGCAACAAGACUUGCUGGAACAUUUGGAUACCUUGCCCCUGAAUAUGCAGUAAUGGGAAAAAUCACGACUAAAGUGGAUGUGUUCAGCUACGGCGUCGUAUUGAUGGAACUCCUAACCGGAUUAAUGGCUCUUGACGAAAGCCGACCAGAGGAAAACCGUUACUUAGCCGAAUGGUUUUGGCAAAUAAAAUCGAACAAAGAAAAACUGAUGGCUGCAGUCGAUCCAACACUUGAAGUAAACGAAGAGACUUUCGAGAGUAUUUCAAUUGUAGCUGAACUUGCCGGACAUUGCACUGCUAGGGAGGCAAACCAUAGGCCAGAUAUGGGACAUCCAGUCAAAGUGCUGUCAGAGUUAGUCGAGAAAUGGCGACCAGUUGAUGAAGAAUUCGAUUAUGCCGGUGGCAUUGACUUCGGUCAACCACUUCCGCAAAUGUUGAAAAUUUGGAAGGAAGCAGAAGGGAAAGGUACAAGCUAUACAAGUCUUGAAAAUAGUAAAGGAAGUAUACCAGCUAAACCUUCUGGUUUUGCAGAUUCAUUUACUUCUGCUGAUGCUAGAUGAUUUGGAUGUAAAUCCAAUGCAUUGUGUCCUUUUGAGUAAAAUUCACUUUCAUAUUUGUUGUGUCUGUUUUGGCAACCAAAAAAGGUAUAAUCUGUUUGUUUCAAAUUUGUUGCUUUUGCACUUUAGAGUACUUUAAGGUACUAGUACUAAUACGGAUAUGAAAAUGUAGAUAACAAAAAGAUAUUUAUUUUUAUACAUUUUUUUUCUGCAAGCACUCAACAUAAGGAAACUAUGCUGCAAAGUAAGUCAAUAUUAAGUUAUUAACCAAUAAUGUCAAUGGCAGUUUGAAGAA
Molecule: messenger RNA, 3530 nt
Organism: Medicago truncatula (barrel medic)
Lineage: Eukaryota; Viridiplantae; Streptophyta; Magnoliopsida; Fabales; Fabaceae
Product: receptor protein kinase TMK1
Exons: 2
Coding region: 305-3238 (977 amino acids)
Biological process (GO): protein phosphorylation
Molecular function (GO): protein kinase activity; ATP binding; protein binding
Source: RefSeq, a predicted model, not a curated record